CACAAUUGAUACACUUGUGGUGAAAAAAGGCGAGUGGUGUGUAAAGUAAAUACCCAAUGACAGCUGCAUUGGUGAAAAAAUCGGUCUUUAACUUUUUUUAUGUAAAAAAAUUAUAGAAAUAAUAUAAUUGCCGAGAAAGUGUGCAAAGAAUAAACGAACAAAAGCAGCAACAACAAGAAGAAGACGAAGGAGACAUAGAACAAAGUGAAAAAAGAAGCAAGAGGCAAAGGGCCGCCAACGUACGGAUUUUGUUUUAUAACCAAAGAAUUGCACACACAAACACACACACGCAGAUAUUUGUACAAACCAACAACAAACGAAACCUAGCUCGAAAUAACAAAACACACAAAGGAACAAUGGUAACUCCCCAAUCACCUACUCGCAUGUUCAACGGACUGGACGAUGACAUCUAUAGCGAAUAUGCCCACGAAAUCACCGAUAAAAUGCGUGUACCCAAACGCAUAAAGGCCACCGGUGAAUACUCUGACGAGGAUCGUUUAUUAUCCAAUCAAAACGGUAUGAUCAAUUCCUGGAAUUAUCAUGAUAAAAUCGAUAUGAAUGUACCGGAUCGUAUUGUUGUGCUCGGACACAAUCAGCACUUGGAGACAAGAUCAGCCCCGCGUGAAAUACAAUUGGAAAAUGAGAUAUUACCCAAAAACACGUCCGAAUUUGUACGUGUCCAAACGCCACCGCGUACCAUAACCCUAAACGAACAUCACUUUCCAUCGGCGUCCGAGGAGAGUUCACCAAAAAAGCUCCUAAUGAACGGUGACGAUUUGGAUGAUGAUUUCGAUGACGACGUUGAACGUCCACCGCCGUAUGUGAGGGCAAAUGGUAUGUCACAUGCGGUUGUGGGUUUUCAUCCGAACGAUUCUAAUUCGGUGGAAUCUGAUUCUCAGCUGACAACAGGUGGCGCCAGCAAACGUUCCCAGACUGUUCUCUACAAUCCCAAUGACACUUCCAUGAUUAGCCAUCGCGAGGGCACACCCAUUGGUGAUCUAACACCCCACGAAGAGAUAUUGUAUUUGCGACGUCAAUUGGCCAAACUAAAUCGCCGGGUAUUGAAUAUUGAAAUCAGCAACGAACAACGUUUACAGCGGGAGAAAAUUGUCUAUUGUCUUGGACUGGCAUAUUUUGUACUUAAGGCCAUUAUGUGGAUAAAUCGUAAUUAAGUGAAGCGAAACGGCAGAGAGGGAGGAAGGAAGGAAGGAAAGAAUCAAAGAAGAUAAUGUCAAGAAGGUUAAGGUGUAAUUGAAGGGCAAGAAACGAAGAAGAAACACUAAAACUAAAAGUAAAACAUAAACACUCAACAAAAAAAAAAAAAAAAAAAACGCAGGGUGCUCUGGUCAAGGCACCUCCCAAAUUCAACUGCAUAAUGGCGUUAAGAAGGACGAACGACAUUGGUAUGACAUGAUGAUAUGAUGAAAGCUCCAAUAUGGUCAGUUUAUAUGCAAGGUGCCGGUGCCUGUGAGACUUUAUAAAAUAUAUAAUCUCUUAUACUACAAAAACAAACAAACAAAUAUAAAACUAGUUGCUGCACCCCUCCCCCCCACAUUUUGGAUGAAAGAAAACAGAAAAAAUACAUUUAUUACAUUGUGUGAUCGUCACAUUUAUACGGAUUCAAUGGGCAUGUUGUUAUAAUUAUUAAAAAACAAAAAGAUAAACUAUUUUAAAAAUUACAUUUAUUUUUGUUUGCAUUUUUUUUUUCCAAUUGUUUGUAGAAAUGAGUGAGACACAAGGAUAUCAUUUUUUUUUUUUUUUUGGAAUGUUAUAAGCAAAUUUUGUUUAAUUCAAUAAUGUUUAUAUAAUAUAGUUCUUAUUACUCUGUUUUAAACAAGAAAGGCUACCUAGUAUUAGUUCACCAAGAAAAAAAAAACAAAAAGAAUAAAAUGUGUGAAACACCAUCCAAACCAAUCCAAA
Musca domestica (house fly) is the source of this 1920-nucleotide messenger RNA. It is a transcript of the gene Tango11, whose product is annotated as transport and Golgi organization protein 11. The transcript has 3 exons. The record is from RefSeq and is a predicted model, not a curated record. NCBI's taxonomy places the organism in Eukaryota, Metazoa, Arthropoda, Insecta, Diptera, Muscidae. The coding region runs from base 357 to 1172 and encodes 271 amino acids.